This is a messenger RNA of Balearica regulorum gibbericeps (East African grey crowned-crane), 1893 nucleotides long. NCBI's taxonomy places the organism in Eukaryota, Metazoa, Chordata, Aves, Gruiformes, Gruidae. The record is from RefSeq and is a predicted model, not a curated record.
AUGGCUCGUUCGGCAGGGUUCCUGCCUACGGGUCGCAGGUAUUGCAGCGCGGUGCCAGCUCUGGACAAGCUCUCGUGCUCCAGCGUCACACCUGGUGUCAACCCGUGCUGCAGGAGCUCUUUUGUGGUGCAUCCCGCCUGGAUCGCCGAGCCUCUCACCCCCCAGAGGUGCCACUGCGUCCCCUCCCCUGGCCCAGCAUGGAAGAGGCUGAGCGCACCAGGGAUAUCAGUGGGCUUAGGCUGCAACGUACCUGUGCUGGUGAGAGGGGAACAAGAUGGAUUUUACUACCGUGGUACAGUAAAAGAGGAGAUAGAGAGUGAGAGAGGCAUGUUUCUGGUAGAGUUUGCCGAACCACUUGUGUCACGUGGAAGCCAUCCAGUGCGUGUGCAAAAAACAGCAAAGGAUGACAUCCUGGAAUGUGUGAACGGGAUGAAGCACUCCUUACUCCCUGGAGACAAAGUGUUGGCACCCUGGGAGUCAGAUAUGGCCAGGUACGGCCCAGGAACCGUCCUCACGGGCAUUGAGACAAGGGACCCCUUACGAGCCUCAGAAGAUGAAGAAAUUAUGAUCCAGUUCUGGAAUGACAAGAAAGUGAAACUCCAGCGAGGUGUGGCUCUGUGGAUCCCUCCUAGCCUGUGGGAGAGGAUUGUAGAGAUGAUCCACAUGCCCUUCACCAGCAGGGCGAAGCCCAGAGAAAGUCCAGAUGCUAACUCUUGUACUUUUUCCUGCAGUCCUAAUACAGCCUUGAUUCCUGUUUGUGCUGUACAUAGCCUUGCCAAGCACUGCCUCCUCUGCUCACCCUGCUGGCCACGUUUGCACUAUCACUGUGAUGGUAUAUGCUGUUCGUCAGCAUAUGUAAGGUGCAUCUGCUGCUGCUAUCCCCAUGUUGAUGCUUGGUGGCCGCUUCCAUCCAGGUCUCUGGUCUUUCAGAGAGAAACUGAAGAGGCAGAGUCCAGCGGCAAGCCCUCUCCACACCUUCUAGAACUGGAAGGUCCAAACCAAGAACAACCAGCAGUUGUGGCAGCAUCUUCCCCCUCCUCUGAUUCAGAGUGGGACCUGGAACCGUUCCCCGCUAAGAGUACUGUGGUGGACAGUGCUGUUAACACAGCGUCUGUCUGUCUUGAGAAGCCCAGGCUAAAGGAUUCUGCAAGACCAGAGGGGAAAUACUGGAAAAGAAGCCACCACAAGUCCCAUCCCAGUAGUUCAGCUCUUCUUUUGGCAACUCAUCCCAUGGAAAACUACCAGGACAAUGAAUCUUAUUUGGAAGCACAGAUAUGCCCCUCUGACAGCAUAUGUACAAAGGGCAGGCCGGAAUCCAAAGCCGUCUCUGCUGGGGACACGUCCCACGUUGCCCCAACUAAUCGGAGUGCAAUGUUUGAAACCAUCAAGCAGGCUCCCAGAGGGCAACUUGCAAUGAAAGAAGUCUUAAGAGACCAAGAUUUCAAGCCAUCAUUUGGGACUAGACUUCCAAGGGAUUUGUUUUCUGUCCUCCACGAAGAAGGUUUUACAGCAUCAGAAAAAUGAAGACAUAAAAGGGCAAGAAAGAAAACAGCGUCAUAUGAUAAAUGUAAAGCGACUUGCACAGGAGAUGACAAACUUGACGAUACAGACCGUAAAGCAUCAGGUGAUUCAAUAGCAAAGUACUCGCUAGUGCGAGGCCGUGUCCGGAGUGAAAGAGUCACGUGCGGCCCAGCGCUGUGGCGCUUCGCUUUGAUGCGGCGUGCACGCCGGCCUUCCAACACCCCCAACGUGCACCAGGCAACGCGGCGGCACUUGCUACGCCCAAGACGGAGCAACUGCCUGGCUCCGCUGUCCUGCAAGGCACUGGCAAGCCAUGUGUCAGUGCCCUCAAACCUUUCCGGCUGGCUUUGCCGAGAUAAAACGCAGAGGCAA